Armigeres subalbatus is the source of this 5435-nucleotide messenger RNA. It is a transcript of the gene REPTOR, whose product is annotated as protein CREBRF homolog. The transcript is spliced from 6 exons. The record is from RefSeq and is a predicted model, not a curated record. The coding region runs from base 792 to 3092 and encodes 766 amino acids. Gene Ontology annotation, molecular function: RNA polymerase II transcription regulatory region sequence-specific DNA binding; DNA-binding transcription factor activity, RNA polymerase II-specific. Lineage: Eukaryota; Metazoa; Arthropoda; Insecta; Diptera; Culicidae. Gene Ontology annotation, cellular component: nucleus. Gene Ontology annotation, biological process: regulation of transcription by RNA polymerase II; response to unfolded protein.
UAUCAGCCACAUCCCAAUUUGGAUGGCUUCAUUUUUGGAAAGUUUGGUAGGUCGUCGGCGCGACAUAUAGAAGUGCUACUUAAAUAUGCACUGUUUCGAAUCGUUGCAAAUUUGAUUAGCGAAUAAACAUUGAUUUGAGAAGGCGAAGCGCAAACAAGAGAUUUCGAUAGAAGUGUUUGUGAAUUAAAUGGCUGCCAGAGGAAACAUUUGAAGACCUGAAUGGGCUGAUGUGUGCCAAUUCGUGCCACGACUGAUAACCGAACGGUCUCCGCUUAUCUUAUCAGCGCCAGCAGUGAACGUGAAGGAGUGCAAAAGUACAAUAAUUGCCAGUCUGCGUGAUGUGAUUAAUUUGUUAUUGUUUUGAAAGUUCGCCUUAGCGCGGAGCACAGCCUGUUGUACAACAAAACAGAAUCGUAAAAUGUUACAAAUAUUUCGAGACGAAAAUCUUUAAAAAUAGAACAUGAACUAAAUGCGGAAAUAAAGUGACCCCUUGUGAAAAGUUGAAACCCGUGAAAAAAUACCCCAAGUGAAUGAACAUAUACAGCUAGUGUUUGUACAUAUCCGCCGAGAUAUACAUAAAGAAGCAAAACAAGAACCGCAGCGUCGAGAAGUCGCGAAGAACGCUAAGUGGCGAGUCAGACCAACCUCAUCGGCUAGCCGCUGCCACACAAGCGUGCUUAGCACAUUUGUGUUGGAGGCUUGGAGGUGUUUAUUGACCAGAAGCAGCCAGUUGAUAUAAAUUACUUGAGUCACCAACGGUUAUCAGCGAAGUUCCUGCCACAAACUUGGAUAUGAGCGGUAUCGGAAACGCUCAGGGCACUAAUGUCGGUUUCUCCAUCAUUCCGGAGUUUUAUGAUCAGUCGAGCCUGAGCAACAGCAGCACCAUCAAGCUUGAGUCCGUAUCACCCAGCCCGUCCUCCAGUAGCACAUCCAUGAUGGACGCACUCAGCAACAAUCCGAUCCUGACGACGGCUUCCGUUCCCAUUCCGUCACGCCACGCAAACCAACGAAUGAUUACCGAUCCAACUGAUUACUUCAUCGAGAUCGACCAAUCCCAAUCGCCACACAUGCUACAGGACAUCAGCUUUAUAACUACGUCCAGCAAUUCUAAUAUGUGUGCUUCCACUCCCGUGGAUACGAUUUUCACUUUGCAGAAUAUUACCGACGGAGGCCUCGUCACAGAAGGCAUCCAAAUCGGCACAAUAAAUAUCAACGGGUUCGGAAAUACUGAAAUAUGGAAUACCGAUUCAUUUGGACAAAUUAUUUCGCCCUCUUCGACGAUUUCUUCCGCCACGAAUGCAGUCGGUCAGCAGGGUCAUUUUCACAUGGACGAAGACGAUAUCUAUCAGCUGGAUAAAGAUGAGCUAAUUGGUGAUGCAACGCUAAGCGAUAUCUUCGCACACGAUCUGCUGCAAGAGCAUGAAGACCUAAUGCUGUUGAACCCUCCUCUGAGCCAGCCUUCGCCGAACCUCAGUGCUGACAGCGGCAGUGGCAGCGCAAUUCAUCUCUCACCCAGCCUACCGCAGCAGAUUCUUCGUUCUAAUCCAAUCUCAACUACCAACAACAACUUGAUAUUGACGAUCGGAUCCAAUAUGCAGCAGACAAAUGACCUACACGUUCCAAAUAUGUGCGAUCUGUAUGACGAUCAAUCUCGAAUUUCCACCUCUCCUUUUGCAACCACCACUAAUAUCAGCUCACCUGCAACUUUCUCUCCUGGUAGCCAUAGCUCCAGUCCAUCGCUAGGAUAUUCACAAGCACAAACCCCUCCAUCACAGAACAGGAUCCAUCAGCAGCUACAAAUGAAUGCCAUGAAUAACAAUAAUCGCUUAAUGAAGAUGGAUGCCGCGGAGAAGACCAAUAAUCAAAAUAUAACGAACAACAACUUCAAUCGGAAUGCUGGAAACGUGGGACAGGUGCAGUAUAAUCCAAAGUACUCGACAUUGCAGCAGCUAUUGAUGAGUAAUACGGCGGAGAGGAGCGGUAUGAUGCUCGGUCAGUCGGUGCCCGGAAGCUCUACCGCAUUGCUGAGCGGUGCUUCGCUCAGCCCAGGAGGCUUCAGUGGACGACGGAUGAUGCACAAUAUGCAAGCCCAGGCCGGUUCUAGUCAUUCGGGUAUUGGUGGCGCAGGCAGUGGUGGUGGCACAAGCGGCGGUACUAUGUCGCGAUUGUCCUCAUCGGCACCGACCCACAUGGGAAUGGACGUUAUGAUGUGGCAACGUCGGGAGCCGAGGCCUCAUUUGUUGUCCACGGGCAGCUUGGCGGAAGCUGGUUCGACCUCAUCGCUCAGCACCGGUAGCGUUCUCAGUCCAGAGGCACCUGAUUUUUCGCACGAUGAGGGAUAUUCGGACGAUAGCGACCAUUACGAGGAUUUUUCCAGCGGCGAUGAAGGCUCCGAUACGGAGGAUGUUACCCAGGCAUCCGGGAGCACCCCUGGCAGCUCCAAAGCAAAGCGAUACUUCUGGCAGUACAACGUGCAAGCCAAGGGCCCGAAGGGUCAGCGGCUGGUCAUCAAGACGCACACCGAGGAUCCGCACUUCCUGAACGAGGUCACCGAUCCGGUCUUCAGCCCCAAUUGCUCUGUACGCGGCAUAAAGAACCUUCGUUUACAGCACAGUGGCAAGGCACGCAAGGGCGACGGCAACGAUUUGACCCCCAAUCCGAAAAAGUUGCACAGUAUCGGUAAGGAGUUGGACAAGCUGGGCCGGGUGAUCAACGACAUGACUCCGGUCAGUGAGCUUCCAUUCAACGCGCGUCCGAAAACCAGGAAGGAGAAGAACAAAUUGGCUUCAAGGGCUUGUCGCUUGAAGAAGAAGGCACAGCACGAGGCAAACAAGAUCAAGUUGUACGGAUUGGAAACGGAACAUAAACGUUUAAUGAAUGGUAUCAAGCAGAUGAAGCAUAAACUUGUGACCAAAUGCAGUCAGGUGCCAACUGAGUCAACGGAGGAACAGAAGCAAAAGAUGGAAACUUUAGUCAGUUCGGCAACAAAAUUAAAAAUUGCCGGAAAUUCUACGGAGUUUGUGAACAAAAUCUUGGAUAUUAUUAAAGCUGGACAUAGCGUCAAUAUCGACAAAGUGCUGGAGGAGUUCUAAAUUCGCCUUAGAGGGUAUUGACGGAAGACGAAAUGAAACGAUUUGAAUAAUGAGACUGUAAGAUAAUAUUAGAUGUUAAGGCAAGAGACCAUUUAUAAACUUGUAAUCACUAGCGUAGAAGCAUCGCAGAGAACAUUUGCAUCUAUAUUUAUGAAUACUUCCCUCUUUUUGUAUGACGCAAAAAGGAGCACAACAUAGCCACUCGUCGGGACAUCUGUCCACGUAAAAUGAUUGAAGUGGCUUAUAUCAGGGAACGAAAUUAUUGUUCUGUGACGAUCCAACGUGACCCGAAGAGUCAGUGUAACUGGCUGAUUGAUUGUGGUGAUAUCUGGUAGCGGUUCAACCGGGUGAUAGAUUCAAGAAAUUGUGGUAAAUUUGAGCUCAGGACUAUUUUGCACAUAAGGUGAAAAGACAUGCAAACAGUGCUCCUUACAUUUUGCUGAGAUUAGAUGCUCGAAAAAAAUUAAAUUUAACGUUGUGUAACAAUGUAAUAACCUACUGUAUUGAACGAAUGGUGAAUCGCUGCGUUGUAGAUUUGAACCGCGAAAGGUUUGAAUUCAACCAAAUUCCAAUAUGGAAUCAAGAUUGAUUGAUAAACUGCUGAUGGUAACAUAUGUACCUUAUAUAUUCAUAUUAUGAAGUAUGGUUAAAUAUCAAGUUUGCAUAAUUAUAACAGUAAGAAGAUUUAUUUUAACCAAGUCCGAGUGAUAAAUUUAAGCACAGUUGGUUCGAGUUUUAUACAGUUGGCAAAUCAUUACUACUAUUGAUAUUCACAUUUAGUUGAUCAAUUUGUUGAAAAAAAUAAGUCCAACACAACCAUAUUUUUGAACAUAUACAGUAGAUAAGUAGUUUUUAGAAAUUCAUUUACUUCAAAAAAGUGAAAAAAUGCGUUUUGUUCUGUAAAUUACAGAGAGCUAAUAUUAAAAGUGUACCAAUUAUGGCUUAACAAGAGUGUGGAAUGGCGAAGGACAGUUUUCACUUUUUUGGAAAAUGCGUUUUUGGCUAGGAGAAAGUUGUUUCGUUCGCAGUGAUGUCCGCCGGUUUCAGUGGUUUGCAUAAUCAAGUAGAAGAUGCAAACAUUUUCCGCAUAUUCGGCACAAAUAGUUUAUACCUUUCCGAAGUAGCGACAAACAGUUCCACCUUGCAUUUAUGAUGUCAUGCUGCUGAAACACUUUACUCACUUCCAAAAGCUGUAAACAUUUUUAUAACAGUCAUUUUGUUCAUGUUUCCAUUUCUUUUUUUUUCUUUAUAUACAACAUCUGUGAUUAUCUUUGUUAGUGGGUGUCUUUUUGUUUUCCCGUUUAUAGAAGUAAUUAGAAGUUAAGUUCAUGAAAUGUUUGCAUAAUGUUAAAUUAGGCUUACCGAAUCCAAAACCAAUUGGCACGAUUCAGACAGUACCAAUUAUUUGAAACAAAGUUACAUAGGUUGUUCCUCAAAUUGUAUCUGAUUCUCUGAACUUUCGACUUCCGAACCAUUGUUUAUUGCAGUUUAUGCUACGAUAUUGUGUUUAGUUCACUGAGCUGGCCUCUUACUAACAUAGGACCCGCAUUUCACUCUGUAUUUUGAUCCGAUUAAAUAUAUCUGUUAUCUAUUAUCCUCUCACUUUCACCUUUAAGUAAAGCCAAACGAGAUUGCAGCAGUGAAAACACAUGGCGCGUGGACUGAAUGGAACAGAGAACACUAAUCUUUUUUUAACGAAAUCCAUAUUAUAGGUACCUGCAUGCUGAAAACAAGUAACAAAGCAGAUUGAUUGUAGUGAUCUGUCGCUAGGAUUAGUGUACACUGGUAUAGGAAUCUGGUCGAAAAUACUACCUCAUAAUUGAAAAAGUAAUGAUAACGCGAUAAAAAGAAGGUACCAAAAGUAAUGUAAAACUUACUUACAAAGUAUAUAAACGAAAAAUAAAAAAGAAAACAAUAGUUUUGAUCAGGCUUGAGAACAUGUGAAUUCGUUCCGGUGAACAGAUUACGAGUAUAUGUAGAUGCCAUAAUGAAUGUGACGUUUUGAACGCACCAAACAAGACUUGACACUUUCUUAAACAGUUUUCCUUAGGGGAAACAUAUGCAGUUCGAACUAAAUUUUCAAACCAAUCACACCCAGCAGGUUUAACCUCUGAAGUAUCUGUGGACCUUAACACUUACAAUUAAUAUCAUGUCUCCAAUCGAGCGUCCAAGCAUUGGCGACACUUAACCUUUGCUGUCGCCAUAUUUUCGCGCAUAGUUCAUAUUUUCCGUAAUGAAUGAUUCUAUAUUUCAUACAAAAAAAAACGAAAUCUGUAAUAGCUGUGCUUAUGUUAUUUAAGAUCCAACAAAUAUUUGAAAUAAACAGUGGAAAACCUGACACAA